AUGGCGCACUACGCUCGAGUAUUGCUCACUAAGCUCGGCUAUGGCUCACUUCGCUCGACUUUGGCUCACUACGCUCGACUAUGGCUCACUACGCUCGACUAUGGCUCACUACGCUCGACUAUGGCUCACUACGCUCGACUAUGGCUCACUACGCUCGACUAUGGCUCACUACGCUCGACUAUGGCUCACUACGCUCGACUAUGGCUCACUACGCUCGACUAUGGCUCACUUCGCUUGACUUUGGCUCACUACGCUCGACUAUGGCUCACUACGCUCGACAAUGGCUCACUACGCUCGACUAUGGCUCACUUCGCUCGACUAUGGCUUACUACGCUCAGCUAUGGCUCACUUCGCUCGACUAUUGCUCACUACGCUCGACUAUGGCUCACUACGCUCGACCAUGGCUCACUACGCUCGACUAUGGCUCACUACGCUCGACAAUGGCUCACUUCGCUCGACUUGGCUCAUUGA
Messenger RNA from Chironomus riparius, 471 nucleotides. The record is from the annotation of a GenBank genome assembly. NCBI's taxonomy places the organism in Eukaryota, Metazoa, Arthropoda, Insecta, Diptera, Chironomidae.